AUGGCAUUCACUAGGAAACUAGAUAAUACCCAAAAUAGUACUACGGCUGCUAGAUUAAUUAAGCCAAGGACCCAUUUCUGCCUCGAACCAAAAGUAAAAGUUGAAAAACCAUUUAAAUAUGAACGAAAUUUAACCACGAAAUUCAAAUUUGGCGCACAUGUUGGGAUGGCAGGAGGUAUUUAUAACUCUGUAACAAAUGCCAGAAAUAUUGGAGCCAAUAGUUUUGCCUUGUUUCUAAAAUCGCCCAGAAAAUGGGUAUCGCCAGAGUAUAAAUCAGAAGAUGUUAAGAAAUUUCAUCAUCUAUGUUCUGUACAUGGGUAUAAUCCUAGGACAGACAUUUUACCACAUGGGUCGUAUAUGAUCAAUUUGGGCAAUCCAGAUUCGGAAAAAGAAGAAAAAGCAUACAAUUCAUUUUUAGAUGACUUGAAAAGAUGCGAGAUGUUGAAUAUUGGGUUGUACAAUUUUCAUCCCGGGUCAAGUUUGGAUGGAGACCAUAAGGAAGCUUUGGUAAGAUUAGCUAAGAACAUAAACAGGGCCAUAAAUGAGACCAAGUUUGUUAAGAUUGUAAUUGAAAAUAUGGCGGGACACGGCAAUCUUAUCGGUUCAAACUUGCAAGAUAUAAAGGAUGUUAUCAAUAUGAUAGUUGACAAAUCACGCGUUGGCGUUUGUUUAGAUACGUGUCAUUCCUUUGCCGCUGGGUACGAUAUUACAGAUUCUGCCAAAUUGACCGAAUUCAUUAAACUAUUUGACGAUUUGAUUGGACCAGAAUACCUUAGUGCAAUACAUUUGAACGACUCAAAGGCGCCCCUUGGUGCUAAUAGAGAUUUACAUCAAAAAUUGGGCUUGGGUUAUUUAGGUUUGGAAGUGUUUCGCGCUAUUGCCAAUUGCGAGAGAUUACAAGGUAUACCAAUAGUUUUGGAAACACCUAUAAAUACUGGUGAAGACGAUGAAGUAUACGGAGAGGAGAUCAAAUUAUUGGAAUGGCUCGAAGGUAGGCUGGCAGAGGAUUCUGAAUAUACCAUAAAAAGAAAACAACUUUCACAAUUGGGGGAAAAAGAAAGAGAGGAACAAUUGAAAAAGUUUGAAACUAAACAAGAAAAGGGUACCUUGAAGAAGAAGAAAAACAACAACAACGACAACAACAACAAAAGGAAAAAAACAAUUGCUGUUGAAGAAGAGGAGGGGGGGAAAUCCGAAACAAUAACCCCGGUCAAGAAAAGGAAAGUGAAUCCAAGGUAA
Messenger RNA from Lodderomyces oxycetoniae, 1239 nucleotides. It is a transcript of the gene APN1, whose product is annotated as DNA-(apurinic or apyrimidinic site) lyase. Bases 1 to 1239 code for a protein of 412 amino acids. The transcript has 2 exons. Gene Ontology annotation, molecular function: DNA-(apurinic or apyrimidinic site) endonuclease activity; phosphoric diester hydrolase activity; zinc ion binding. Gene Ontology annotation, cellular component: nucleus; mitochondrion. Gene Ontology annotation, biological process: base-excision repair. NCBI's taxonomy places the organism in Eukaryota, Fungi, Ascomycota, Pichiomycetes, Serinales, Debaryomycetaceae. The record is from RefSeq and is a predicted model, not a curated record.